UCGAGACCAGAGCAGAGGUUCCAGACAAGUAGAAGAAGUGACUUACCCGCGCCAAUUUUGAAGUCUUCUCUUGUAUGAAGUUGUGUACAUAACUUACCUUUAUCUGAGGAAAUUCAAAUCGAUGUAGAUAGUGGCGAUUUUAUCAUGAGUACAAAGGGAAAAGGUAGCGGAGAUACUUCGCUACUUCUCAACGGGAACAGUGGAGACGGUGAUGCCAUCAAGGUGUUUGUUCGCGUACGUCCUUUGACUGCGGGUACGGGCCUGACUACAGAUGGUGAUCAGAAUUUGUGUUUAACUGUGACAUCCCCGAAUACCAUCCGUCUUCACUCCAAGCCUGAUCCACGCACCUUCACUUAUGACCAUGUUGCAGACAUGGACUUCUCACAGGAAGCUGUGUUCUCCAGUGUGGCCAAAAACAUUGUGGAGUCCUGCAUUAAUGGCUACAAUGGUACCAUAUUUGCCUAUGGGCAAACCGGGUCGGGGAAAACCUUCACAAUGCUUGGUCCAUCUGACUGUGACAGCUUCUCAGAUGAUCUGAGGGGGGUGAUACCACGCAGCUUUGAGUACCUGUUCUUCUUAAUUAACAGAGAAGUGGAAAAGUCGGGAAACUUGAAAAGUUUUCUGUGUAAGUGCUCUUUCAUUGAGAUUUACAACGAGCAGAUCUACGACCUGUUGGACAGCGCCUCAGCCAGCCUCUUCCUCAGGGAGAACAUCAAGAAGGGCGUUUUUGUGGAGGGAGCCGUGGAGAAAUGUGUCACCUCCGCCGCCGAGGCCUAUCAGGUACUGUCCAUGGGUUGGCGUAACCGUCGUGUGGCCUCUACCUCCAUGAACCGCGAAUCAUCUCGCUCUCACGCCGUCUUCACCAUGACUCUCGAGUCCAAAGAGACAGACAGAGAAGUGGUCAACAUCCGGACAUCACAGCUGAACCUGGUGGACCUGGCAGGGUCAGAGAGACAGAAGGACACACACACUGAGGGAUCCCGAUUAAAGGAAGCGAGCAGCAUCAAUCGCUCUCUGAUGUGCUUGGGUCAGGUGAUCAUGGCAUUGGUGGACGUGUCCAAUGGGAAGACCCGACACAUUUGUUACCGUGACUCCAAACUUACAUUUCUGCUAAAGGAUUCUUUAGGUGGGAAUGCAAAGACGUGCAUCAUUGCUAAUGUGCAUCCCGGCUCCAAGUGCUUUGGGGAGACGUGGUCCACACUACAGUUUGCCCAGAGGGCCAAACUCAUCAAGAACAAGGCCAUGAUUAACGAGGACACGCAUGGGAACGUGCGGCAGCUGCAGGCUGAGGUGAAGAAGCUGAAGGACCAGUUGGCUCAGGCGCUGCUCUCUCACAGACCCCAGGCCCUGGACAGCGCCCCUGGAGGACCCCAAAUCGAUAUGGGCUCCCCUGAGGCCCAGGAGAGACCGUCCUACAGGGAGCCGUUCAAGGUCGCCGUGCUCCUGUGGAAGAAACGCGAGGAUGAGAAGAAGGUGUUGCAACAGAAGCUGGCUCAGUUGGAGCUGGCCUGGGCCCAGAAGGAGAAGUUCGUCCAGUCCAACCGCAUGAUCGUACGCUUCCGCGAGGACCACAUCGCUCGGCUGGAGCAGAAGCUGAAUAGCGAGCCCCUCUUGGAUCAGCAGAACCAGACCCAGCUGGAGCAGCUUCAGCAGGAGAUCAGCAUCCUCCGAGACCAGCUGGAGCACCACCCGCGCAUGAUGCGCUACCAAGCAGAGAACUUCAGCCUGAGGGAGGAGGUGUGCUCGCUGCGGGCGCUGGACUCGGUGAAGAGCGCGCAGCUCGCUGCGGAGCAGUGCACCACUGAGCUGGAGGAGGCCUUCCACAACUUGGCUGCGUCUGAAAAAACAACCAGAGACACCAGUGCCCCGCCCACAUAUUCUACACCAGUAACGGCAGAAACUAUAUCGAAGGUUUCCGUGGAAAGGCUGAAGGCCCAGCUGAUGCAGAAGCAGUCGGAGCUGACUGCCACAGUGCAGGCCUUCGAGGACUACAAACAAGUAACCAAAAAAGGGUUAACAGAGACCGAGGCAGAGAUGAGGUACUUGGAGAAGUCCAACAAACACCUGGAGAACAUUCUGGAAGCCACUAAGGCCCACACAAAGCAGGAGGUGUCCCAGCUGAACAAGAUACAUGCUGAGACCCUCAAGAUCUUGACCACCCCAACCAGAACGUAUAACCUACGGAACCGCCUGGUGCCGCUGGCCAGCCCAGAGCAUCUGAAUGGCUACGGUGACCCAGAAGAGAGUCCGGAGGACCUGCACAAUGAGCAGCCCCCUCUGGAGAUGAACGAGUUGGCCUGUGAGGCCCUGAGUGAGGAGCUCAGGCUGGUGCAGGAGCAGGCAGUUUGUGUGAAGAAUCAGCUGGAUGACGAGGAGGCCAAAAGCAGGAAACUGUUGCAGCAAAUCAGCAAGCUGGAGGAGCAGAUCGCCACGGCAACGGAAGAGUCCAGACGCAAGGAAGAGUUGUUUUCCACAGAGCGCAGUUCUUGGGCCCAGGACCAGGGCAGGCUGCAGCAGACCAUCACCAGCCUGGAGCAAAAACUCUCAGAGGAGAAAGGAGCUACAGAGCUCCUGCGCAGUGAGGUGUACGACCUGCGGGUGGUGCUGCAGUCCUCAGAUAAGGAGCUGGCCGCCGCCCGGAGCGAGCUGAACCAAUGCACCAACCAGGAGCAGGAGAACACUCACCUGUCCAGCUCCCUCAUCAGCACGCAGCUACAGCUGGAUCAAGUCAAGCUGGAGUUUGAGCAGGUGUUGGAGGAGCAGAGGGCACUUCAGGACGCGUUUGACGCCCUGCAGGCAGAGGCCAAGUUUGAUGCUGAUCAGAACGGGCAGCAGCUGGAGGACAGCAGACAGGACAACGGUCGCCAGCAGGCCAAAAUCAGCGAGCUGGAGAGUGCCCUGCAGGAGGAGCGGGAGCAGGCGUGCACUCUGACCUCCCAGCUGAAGGAGAGCAGAGAGAACACUUCAAAGGAGCUUGUGCAGUACAUGGAGGAAAAUGUCCUUUUGAGGAAACAAGUGCAGGUGCUGACCAGCGAGAACCAACAGCAGGUGGAGAGCAUCAGGACCUUGGAGCAGAGGGUGAUUUCAUCAGAGGCAGCAGUAACAAAUCUGGAGCAGAAAAUUGAACAAGACAGAGGUGUAGUGCUGGACCUGAUCAAUCAGACCAGAGAUCUGCGCAGUGAGCUGCUAGAGAAGGACCAGAACAUCAGCCUGCUGACUGGAGAUCUAAAGGACAUCUCUGUGAAGUACACCACGGCCUGCUCGGAGCGAGAGAGCCUGAGAGAGCGGAUUGGCCAGACGCAAGUGGAGAUGGAACAGCUCCGAGAGGCCUCAGAGCGACGGGUGGCAUCUGAGAGGAUAGAGAUGGAGAUGCUGCAGGACAGCCUGGCCUACGCCACCGAGGAGGUGGAGCGCCUCACCAAGGUCUUUGAUGAGCAGACCACUCUACUCCAGGCCGCUCAGGACCAGAUCACUGAGCGAGAGGCCACCAUCAAAACCCUCCAGGAUCAGCUGAGCGAACUGACCGUACAGGUGAACAAGGGGAAGACGCUCGCCAAUGAACCCCUACAGCAGUUGGCCACGCCUACAACCCUGCCUCAGACCCCCCACACCCCGCGCGGCAUGAGCAUGGAGCUGUCGCAGGUGCUGGAGAGCCAGGAGAUAGAGCUGGAGAGCCGCCGCUCCUCCAUGAUGUCCAUGGAGCUGCUGCUGGCCGAGCUCAACGCCGAGCGCAGCGCCAAGAAUGAAGAGAUCCAGAGGCUCAAGGCCAACGUGAUUGAGAAGGAGAUGGCCCAGCUUGAAAUCCAGACCCUACUGAACCAGUUUUACACUCAGAACGGCAACCAUGGCAACCCACAAGCUAAAGAUUCUCAGGGUCUGGAGUUGCCAGAUGCUAUCUAUCACUCAGUUCUAAGGGAACUGCAUGACCUCAAGAAUGAGAAGAGCUCUCUGGAACAGAAGCUGAGCGAGUCUCAGGAAACUCUACAGGGUCAGGAGACCACCCUGUCCCAGUCUCAAACAUGUGUUCAGGAGUUGACGAGUGAGCUGAGGAAUCGGUGUCUCGAGCUUCGAGACCUGCGCCUCAGGGGCCAGGAACACGAUCAGCUGUUACAGGACGUGGCGGUGCUGAGGAAGCAGGUGGACCACUUGGCAGAGGAGAAUGGGAAACUGGUAGGCCAUCAGAACCACAGGCAGAAGAUUGAGUACCUGGUCAAACUCAAGAAGGAGAACACCAAACUGCAAGAGGAAAAUGAGAAACUCAAAUCGGAACUUGACAGCGUUAAGGAAUGGAAGGUGGAAAAUGGAAGAAAACUCUGAGGUGUUCAAAUCUCGUGUCUUCCCUUCUCUCGUGUCUUCCCUUCUCUCGUGUCUUCCCUUCUCUCGUGUCUUUCCUUCUCUCGUCUCUUCCCUUCUAUCGUCUCUUCCCUUCUCUCGUCUCUUCUCUUGUGUCUUGCCCAGGAAGGCUGCUGCAUGGAGCAGUCUGUUAAGCAGAAGAGGGUACUCACUCAUAACCACCUGCACAGCAGUACGGUUGACCUCUUCAUAAUGGAGUAAUAUGCUGUGCAUUCAAACGCUGUGAAUGAAUGGAAUCUAAUUACAAGUCAAAAGGCAAAACAACGCAUUAAAGACUGUUUCUUAAUAUCAUUAUUAAUUACAUUCUUGAUCAUUUCUGUAAAUUAACUUUUUUUUCCAUUAUCUGGACUUUCUAUCUCUUCUGGAGAUUUUCUGAGAGCCUGUCAUCCUAUUUGUCUUUUUAUCCAGUUUGUUUUGUGACUUAUGAUUAUUUUUUUUUAAAUCAGGGAAUUUUAAUUGUGUACACAUUAAAUAAAAACUAAGGUUAUAUGGAAUAGACUAUAAAGAAAGUUUAUUUUCUCUGCAUUACACCUUGUUUCUUAACCUACAUUUUCCCACACAAAAUGAUUCCCGAUCAUUAACAGGAAGUGACAAUGUAAUCAAAACGUGCACGUGGAUGUUGGU
This is a messenger RNA of Clupea harengus (Atlantic herring), 4977 nucleotides long. RefSeq names its product kinesin family member 15 (gene kif15). Gene Ontology annotation, molecular function: ATP binding; microtubule motor activity; microtubule binding. Gene Ontology annotation, biological process: microtubule-based movement. Lineage: Eukaryota; Metazoa; Chordata; Actinopteri; Clupeiformes; Clupeidae. The record is from RefSeq and is a predicted model, not a curated record.